This is a messenger RNA of Telopea speciosissima, 2937 nucleotides long. Its product is annotated as putative disease resistance RPP13-like protein 1. The transcript has a single exon. Gene Ontology annotation, molecular function: ADP binding. Gene Ontology annotation, biological process: defense response to other organism. Bases 1 to 2937 code for a protein of 978 amino acids. Lineage: Eukaryota; Viridiplantae; Streptophyta; Magnoliopsida; Proteales; Proteaceae. The record is from RefSeq and is a predicted model, not a curated record.
AUGGAAGGAAGUAGGGAAGACAUAAUUGUAUCCCUUCACCUACCAGUCUUGCUUGACAAAUUAUCCUCAGAAGCAUUAAGAGAUUUUGGAUCGGUAUGGUGUGCGCAGAGUGAGCUAGGUGCACUCUCAGAUGUUCUUGGGAAAAUUCAAAAAUUGCUCAAGUUCGCAGAGCAAGCUCAAGUAAGGAAUAUCUUGGUGAAAGACUGCCUUAGGAAUCUCAGAGGAGUUGCUUACCGAGCUGAGGACAUAUUGGAUGAGUUCAUCUAUGAAGCUUGUUACGAAAAAGAUGAAAGAUAUGGAGGUGGAAAGGUACGUUUGCACUUCCCCUCUAACUUAAAAUCAGAUGGUCUUUUACGUAAGCAUGAAAUCGUGCCUCUUAUAAAUGAUGAACUCGUAAAGAAACUAGAAGAGAUUGAGAAGAAACUUGAAGAUCACUAUCUCAGACAGUCAUCAGGAAAUCAGAAAUCACAUGGUGGUGGUGGUGGUGGUGUAAUUGAUGAAAUAUUUGAUACUAGGCCAAAGAGUGAUUCUCUAGUUGAUGAAUCUCUUACUUUGGGGAGGAAGAGAGAUGUAGAAGCAAUAAAAAAUGAGUUGUUGUCAUCAAAUCCAAAUCCAAAUGAAAACCAAAAACAGGUUUCUGUUAUUGCCAUUGUUGGAUUAGGGGGUGUAGGCAAGACAACUCUAGCCCAGCUUGUUUAUAAUGAUCCUGAUGUGAAGGAACAUUUCGAAAGAAGAGCAUGGGUUUGUGUUUCUACUGAUUUUAAUGAUGUGAGUUUGAUCUCUGCAAUUCUAGAGUCGUUGAAUGGGAGAAAUCUUGACUUGAGAAACCUAGACCCACUUAAAUGUGCGUUGAGAAAAGAAAUAAGGGGGAAGCGAGUUUUAAUCAUCUUAGAUGAUGUUUGGACUGAAAAGAAGAGAGAUUGGGAACCUCUGAGAGUUGCACUCAUGGAGGCAGGGGAAGGAAGUAGAAUAAUUGUAACAAGUCGAAGUAAAAGAGUUUCAUCAAUGAUGCACCCCAUGUAUACACAUGAUCUUCAAGUUUUAUCUGAUGAAGAGUGUUGGUCAAUAAUGGAAAGGCACAUAUCUCUAAAUUAUGGUUCUAUUGCUCCCAGCCUGGAAGAAGUGGGUAGGAAGAUUGCGAGAAAGUGCAAAGGAUUGCCCUUGGCAGCAUGUACGGUUGCAGGCCUUUUAAGCUCAUCUUCUAGUUCAGAUUUAAACCACUGGGAAGAAGUCUUGAAUAGUUCCAUGUGGGACUUAGAAGAGAUCAAAGAUUUGCCAGCUGCACUAAGUCUAAGCUAUUAUUUUCUUCCCACACAUUUGAAGCAGUGUUUUGCUUAUUGCUCUUUAUUUCCUCAAGAUUAUUUAUUCGAUAAGGAACGUCUCAUCCAACUGUGGAGCGCAGAAGGUUUUAUUAAAACGGACAAAGCAGGUGGCCAAUAUUUUGAUGAAUUAUUGCAGAGAUCUUUCUUUCAGUACUACAAUGGAUUUAAUGCCUUCUUUGUAAUGCAUGACCUUGUACAUGAUCUAGCAGAAGCAGUUUCAGGAGAUGUGUAUGGUAGAUUUGACUGCCAAAAAUCGAGCCAUAGCUCCAAAUUAGAGACCCGUUAUUUGUCAAUUUGUUGUCUAAAUUCCAUAAACAAGGACGACAAAGAUCAUCUUGAUCACAAGAAGAGGUUAUCCACAUGGAUAUGCCUACCUCGUUAUAAUUGUUUUGGGAGGGAUUACCAUAUUGAAUCUUUUGGAGGACUGAGAUUCUUACGUGUCUUAGAUUUGUAUAAAUCAAAUAUUAAGAUGCUUCCAGACGAUAUUGGUGGUUUGAUAUACCUACACUAUAUUAACCUUUCAUUUGCUCGUAACAUAAAACGAUUACCGGAGUCAUUGUGCGAUCUUUUCAAUCUACAGUCACUGAUACUCUGUGCUUGUAGCGAAUUACGUGAGUUACCUAGAGGCAUGAAGUAUCUACACAAUCUCCAGCAUCUAGACCUUCGUGAGUACGAUAAAUUACUUUCCAUGCCACAAGGAAUUGGGAGAUUAAGUAGUCUCAAGACAUUGCCAGAGUUUACUGUCUCAAAAGCUGAUGAUGGUCGUGUGAUAAGAGAGCUGAAGGAGCUGAGGCAGCUUGAGGGCGCACUUUCAAUCAGGUCACUAGAGAAUGUGAUUGAUCCUCUGGAUGCUCGGGAAGCUGAUUUGAUGAGUAAGCCGAAAAUUGAUGAGUUAGAAUUUUGGUGGGGUGAAAGUGGUGAUCAUAAAGAUGUUGAGGUUUUAGAAAGUUUACAACCUCUCCCUAAUCAACUGAGGAGUUUAAGUAUCUACAAUUAUAGUGGGUUAAAAUUUCCAAGAUGGUUGAUGAUUGAUUUGCCAAGCUACAACAAGCUAGUCUCUCUGGAACUCUCCGUCUGCCAUGAAUGCCAAGUCCUACCUCCGAUUGGGGAGCUACCCCUAUUAGAAACUCUAUUCUUAAAUGGCAUGAAGAAGUUGGAAGAGUUGUCGGCUAGCAGCAGCUGUAGAGGGGAGGAAAGUACUGAUGAAUUCCCUAGCCUCCGAAAUCUAUACAUUGAAAACUGUCCAGAACUGAGGAUACUACCACAGCCGCUUCUGUCAAGUCCGACACUAUGUGAAUUGCGUUUCAGGAGCUGUCCAAAGCUCAGGAUGUUGCCUACUCAUGCAGGAGGAGGACUAAGCAGACUCACCUCACUCAAAAAUCUUGGUCUUGGGAAAGAGAUGAAAGGGUUGGUUCAGUUUCUGGAUGACACAGAUACUAUACCUCCAAAUCUUAAUCGCCUUUAUAUCCGUGAUUGUAAAUCGCUACCCAAGGGGCUGAGAAACCUGUCUUCACUCCAACAUCUGACACUUGGUGAUGAAUGUAAAGCCCACUAUAGCCCCGAGGAGCUCCCCACAAAUGUCAUCGUUGAAAAAGCUAAAUGUUCUUGGUACUGA